UCACUGGAGAUUUUCGAGAACUGUCUGCAGGCAAUUCUGUGCAAUGUCCUCUAGGACGACCCUGCUUGAGCAGGGAGAUUGGACCACGUGACCCACUGUGGUCCCUUCCAACCUGACCCAUUCUGUGAUCAUCCAUGAGGAGCCACUAUCAAAAGGCCAGAUCCUCUCUUCCUCCUUUUGCAAAGCUCUGCUUCUUAUUCAUGAAUGUUAUUCUUGCAUAAUAAUAAUUCAAAUAGAAAGAUCUUGCACAUGCAAACAUUCUUUCAGGCACUUGUGGAUCCCACACUCCAAGACCCUAUUAAUGUAGAUAACUAUAUUAUCUAAAAUACUUCACAGUUAUGCUUCAGGAACCAAACUAUUUAUUGUAGAACUUUGGCGCUCCAGAGUCACUAAAACCUGAAAGUCCUUUGCCCACAACUAAAAGUGUAGUAGAUGAUUAUAUUUUCAUCAGGUAAUUCUAGAAGCUAUGGAUAUACUCUUCAGAAUAAGAGGAGGCUUGGAUCUUGCAUUUCAGCUAGCAACUACUGAUGAGGCAUCAACAAAAAAGGCAUUAGGAUAUGUUUUCAGUGAUCUUGCAAACAAAUUGUCCUCAGAGGUUCUUGUAUUAAGAAUUUGCCACAGUUCAGUGUAUGUGUGGCCUAACAAUGGUAUGACCACAGUUCCAGAUCUGACUGAUGAGUCUGCAUGUAAGGAGAUAACACGAUUUAUCCAAUUUGAUCAAGAUGACGAGACCAAACGAAAGCCUGGCAAAAAGAAGGAUAAGAAGUUACAAGAUACGCAGCAGAUAGUCAAUGUAGACCUCAUGUUGGAAAUGACAUCUUCUUUAGCUGCUUUGGCUCCAAUCAUUGAAAGGGAAAAUAAGGAACACCACUACAUAAAUAUGACAUUACCAGUUGAUGUUGUUGUAUCUGUUUCUCCAGAAGAAACGUGGGGAAAGGUACAAAAUCUCCUGGUGAAAGCAAUUCAUGGGCAAUUAGAUGACAUGGAAAGAUGUAUCAUGAAAUACGUGAAAGGAACAUCAAUUGUGGUACCAGAACAAUUUCACUUCAUGUUACCAGGAAAAAAUCAUCUUGUAACAAUCUCAUAUCCUACAGGUAUUUCAGAUGAUCAACUGGAAAGUUAUAGAAAGGAAUUGCAUGGGUUAUACAAUCUGCCUUGUGACAGACCAUAUUUCAAGAGAGCAAAUGCUUAUCAUUUUCCAGAUGAACCUUAUAAAGAUGGAUAUCUCAGAAAUCCACACUUACAUCUUAAUUCGCCUGGUAUGGAGCCUGGUAUGGUUUAUUUAGUACAUGGUGUGUAUAGUUAUCACCACUAUAUGCAGGAUGGGACUGAUGACAGUGGUUGGGGCUGUGCCUAUAGGUCUUUGCAGACAAUCUGCUCUUGGUUCAAGCACCAAGGUUACAUUGACAGACCUAUACCAACACACAAGGAAAUUCAACAGGCACUGGUUGAUGCUGGAGACAAGCCUGCAGCAUUUGUUGGAUCACGGCAAUGGAUUGGUUCAAUUGAGGUACAGCUUGUUCUGAAUCAGCUUUUUGGAAUAACAUCCAAAAUAUUAUUUGUCAGCAAGGGUUCUGAACUAGCAUUGCAGGGAAGAGAGCUUGCUAAUCAUUUCAAGACUGAGGGAACUCCAAUUAUGAUUGGUGGAGGUAUUUUAGCUCACACGAUAUUAGGAGUGGCUUGGAAUGAGAUUACAGGGCAAAUAAAAUAUUUGAUUCUAGACCCACAUUACACUGGAGGAGAAGAUCUGCAUGCUGUUUUGGAAAAGGGCUGCUGUGGAUGGAAGGGCCCGGAGUUUUGGAACAAGGAUGCCUAUUAUAAUCUGUGCCUACCUCAACGACCAAAAGCUAUUUAAAUUCCUCUCUUGUGCUGGAACAUGCUACACCAGAAUACUAGCUGAUCUAGAUAAAACUGCCCUGUUAUUUAUCAAAAGAAUGCUUUAAGUCAAUCAAAACUCAGUUGAAAUAGAAACGUUGCUGGCGUAAUUUAAAUUAAGAAACUUUUUUUUUAAAUGAAACCUCUAGAAAUAAGAGUUAUCUGCUGUGAACUGCAUUCCUUACAAAUGCAUUUAUUAGGCAACUAAUAUCUGUUCUUUUCCCUAAUGCAAUUUAUAUUUAUAUAGCAUUUUUUGCUAUGCUAAAAUCUUUACAGAUUAAAUGCCCAAUCCUUUUAUUUUAUGGAUUUCUUUCAUGACGAAAAGAUGAACUGUCCUCUGCCUUUCAGAUUCCACACAGCCAGCUGUCUUGUGCACUGUGAAUCUGUUCAAAGGCAUCGUUUGCUGCUGGUACUGUCAAUGAUGGCCUUUUGGGAGUGGGAAAAAAAUAGCUAUAUGUACUGAAUUUUAUGAAUUCUGCUCUCAUAUUUACACAGAAAAAAAAUCAAGAGAAUUAAUUGUCACACGCUCAUUUAUUUAUAGCUGUAUGAAUACAACUAUUGGGAGGGAACCACAACAUUCUUCUGUAAGAAGUAACAAUAAACAAGCUUUCCUCCUUCUCAGAAGGAGACAAUGUCCCAGCAUACACAUCUGGCUGCUCAAUGUAUCAUCCAGUCAUGUUUCUUCAGACUUCAGAUUCCCCAUAUUUCAUGUUGGGAUUACAGGCUGUUUCUUCUGGCAGCAAGGAAACAAGAUCUGUCCUGAAUAAACAACAAUAAGUCUGUAGCUUCUACAUCAGUACACCAGUAAGAGUACCUAUUUUUUUCCCCUUUGUUAUAGUCGUUCCACUGGCAUUCCCCAUGCACUGUCCGUUUCCAAGAAGACCAUAACCUUAACUACCUAUGCAAGUUCAUCCUUACUAGCAGGCUUCUAUAUCUAACUGCUAUGUGUCUAAAACCAUUUACUUGGACGCUGAAAACAUUUAGAAAAAUAUUCUGGAUUGUAUUAAACUAACUGUGUUACACACCAUCUGAUCUUCUCCUCUUCCUGCUUAUGGAUCUGCUGGUUUUACUUUCUUGUUUCUGUGCAGUUGGAUCCUCUCUCAGCAAGCCAUGUUUGUCACUUAGCAAGUAGCUGCACCGUCCUUUCAGUUUCAUUGUCUGAGUGUGCUGAAUUGUCUUGAGGAACUUGGCACAUUCCAGAAAGCCAUAAGCAAGUGCAAGAUCUGCUGCUGUCUGUCCACUGUUGUUGCACAAGCUGAAACACAGAGUUAACAAUAACCAAUUACACUGGCAUAUAUAUUAUGAGCAACCACUGAUUAAGGGGUAUAUUUAGACAGAUGUAUAAAAACAACUACAGAAAAUCAAUAUCAAGAGGGUUUGUCAAGGAUAGCAUGGGGCUCAUACAGAGGGCUGGCAUUAAAUACAACAAUAAUUAUUUUAAAAUAAAUUUGUCAUCAGACUAGGAUUGGCUUAUAUCAGAAAGGCAAGAAGAAGAUGAACACAGCAUUGGAAUGGAAAACUAACAAGGAGAGAUUAUGAUCAGGAAUAUUCUCUCAGCAGUUAUUACAGAGGUAUUUAACAUGUAACAAAAUAACAGCAUAUGGUCCAUGCUACUUUGGUGCUUAUCUCAGUUUCUAAUACUCUUAUGCUGUAGUCAUGCUAUAUUUGCAGCCUUAGCAUGCACAUUCUGAACAAGUAGAAGUACUGUGUAAAAUACACAUCCUUUGAUGCUGUUACUGAAAUUAAUAAAUGUAACUCAGCUUACUCAA
Messenger RNA from Pipra filicauda (Wire-tailed manakin), 3644 nucleotides. RefSeq names its product UFM1 specific peptidase 2 (gene UFSP2). The record is from RefSeq and is a predicted model, not a curated record. Bases 467 to 1855 code for a protein of 462 amino acids. Lineage: Eukaryota; Metazoa; Chordata; Aves; Passeriformes; Pipridae. The transcript is spliced from 12 exons.